This is a messenger RNA of Vidua macroura (Pin-tailed whydah), 1779 nucleotides long. It is a transcript of the gene TYW5, whose product is annotated as tRNA-yW synthesizing protein 5. Gene Ontology annotation, molecular function: 2-oxoglutarate-dependent dioxygenase activity; tRNA binding. The coding region runs from base 692 to 1648 and encodes 318 amino acids. The record is from RefSeq and is a predicted model, not a curated record. The transcript is spliced from 8 exons. NCBI's taxonomy places the organism in Eukaryota, Metazoa, Chordata, Aves, Passeriformes, Viduidae. Gene Ontology annotation, biological process: wybutosine biosynthetic process.
CACGGCUGAGCCCGCCGGGUCAGGGGACUCGAGCCCCGGUCACCGCCGGAGCGGGGCGGCGUCCCCUCCGCUGGCCCUGGCAGAGCCGCCUCUGGGGUACGGUGUCCAGUUCUGGGCUUCCCAGUACAAGAGAAAUAAGGAGCUACUGGGGAGAGUCCCGCGGAUGCCACAAAGAUGAUGACGGGCCCGGAGCAUCUCUCUUCAUGAGGAGAGACUGCGGGAGCUGGGCCUGUUCAGUCUGGAGGAGACUGUGAAGGGAUCUCAUGAAUGCAUAGAAAUACCUCAAAGGCGGAUGCCAAGAGGAUGGUGCCAGACACUUCUCAGUGGUGCUCAGUGACAGAAUGAAGAGUAAUGGCCAUAAACUAAAAGAUAAUAAGUUCCACCUCAGCUUGAGAAAGGACUUACUUACAUUGAGGGUGGCAGAGCACUGGAACAGGCUGCUCAGGGAACUCAUGGAAUCUCCCUCUCUGGAGACAUUCAAACCCCACCUGGUCAUGUUCCUGUGUCACCUGCUGCAGGUGACUCUGCCGUGGCAGGGAUUGGACUCAAUGCUCUCCAGAGAUUCCUUCUGCCCCUGACAAUUCCGCGAUCCGCGGGCUCCCGGCCCUUGCCCAGAGGGCGAGGCAGGAACGCUCCUGCGCGGGCUCUUCUUUCCGGGGGAAGCGGCGGGGCGGACGCGGUGCCGGCGGCCAUGGAGCGGCGGGAGCGGCGGGCGGUGGCCGUGGAGCGGCUGGACGGGGUGACGCGGGAGCGCUUCCUGCGGGACAUCUACCCGCGGAGAAAGCCAGUAGUGCUGACAGGACUGGAACUGGGCACUUGCACCACCAAAUGGACAAUAGAUUACUUGAGCCAAGCUGAAGGAUCUAAAGAAGUAAAGAUUCAUGUUUCUGCAGUGCCACAGAUGGAUUUCCUCAGUAAGAACUUUGUGUAUAGAACUCUGCCUUUUGAUGCAUUUGUACGAAGAGCAGCUGAAGUCAAGCACAAGGAGUACUUUCUUACUGAGGAUGAAAAGUACUAUUUGCGAUCAGUGGGUGACGAUGUUAGGAAGGAUAUUGCAGAUAUCAGGAAGCAGUUUCCUAUUUUAGCAGAAGAUGUUCGUAUUCCAGAGUAUUUUGAGAAGGAACAGUUUUUCUCUAGUGUCUUCCGCAUCAGCUCAGCUGGAUUACAGUUGUGGACACAUUAUGAUGUAAUGGACAACUUCUUGAUCCAAGUCACAGGGAGAAAACGAGUUGUUUUGUACAGUCCUCGAGAUGCACCAUAUUUAUAUUUAUCAGGUACUAAAUCUGAGGUGCUGGAUGUGGAUAACCCAGACAUGGAGAAAUAUCCCCUUUUUGUGAAAGCCAAGCGCUAUCAAUGUGUUUUGGAAGCAGGAGAUGUGUUAUUUAUUCCAGCUUUAUGGUUCCAUAAUGUAAUUUCUGAGGAAUUUGGAGUGGCACUGAAUGUCUUUUGGAAGCACCUUCCUGCUGAGUCUUAUGAUAAGACUGACACUUAUGGAAAUAAAGAUCCCAUGGCAGCCUCUAGAGCUAUACAGAUCUUGGACAGAGCCUUGAAAACACUUGAAGAACUACCUGAGGAAUAUAGGGAUUUUUAUGCUCGGAGAAUGGUGUUACGUAUCCAAGAAAAGGCCUAUAGGAAUGAUUAUGGAUAAAGUAACACACUGCAAUUCAGCAAGGUCCCUUGCAAGUAGAAAAUUGUAUGUUAGUAUGGAAACUGUUCAUCUGUACUUACACAUACACUUUCUGUGAGACCAAUAAAAACUGUCAAUAAACAUUCAUCUAU